AUGAAUGUGUUGUCCAGAAUUCUUAAUUUGGAUGCUGCUAGAGGUAUGUUUGGCUACCACCCUAAAUGUAAGAAGAUAGGUCUCACUCACUUAAUGUUUGCGGAUGAUCUUCUUAUCUUUUGUAAAGGAAAUGUGGAAUCUGUUGUAGGAGUCCCUACUGUUUUAGACAAAUUCUACGAAAUGUCUGGACUUAAGCUUAAUGCGGCCAAAUGUGAAUUCUAUGAUGUUGGUAUCUCUAUUAAUAUUCUGGAAACCAUUAGCAAAACUACGGGGUUCAAACAAAGAAUCUUGCCUGCGAGAUACUUAGGGGUCCCUUUGGUAGCAAGGAAACUCUCUGAAAAGGGUUGUGUUGUUCUCAUUGAUAAUAUCAAGUCCAGGCUUUAUCGAUGGUCAACAAAACACUUGUCUUAUACAGGUAGACUCGAACUUAUAAGAGGUGUCAUGUUCAGUGUUACUAACUUCUGGUGCAUGCAACUAUUUUUACCUCAAUCUAUUAUUAAAAGGAUCGAGCAAUUCUGUUCUCGAUUUUUCUGGAAAGUUUCAGAUAAAGCAGCUACUGGAGCUAGAGUAAACUGGGGAACGAUAUGUCAAUCGAAAUCUGAAGGAGGGCUUGGUUUAAAGGACAUAAAAACAUGGAAUAAGGCGUGCCCAGGAAACGAGAGAUCACCUGUUCAUAGAAUGCCCGCUGGCAAGUUCGCUUUGGAAGAACAUCCUUCUUCUAACCGGCUUGCAGAGAUCUUCAUUGUCUUGGGAUAA
This is a messenger RNA of Hibiscus syriacus, 756 nucleotides long. RefSeq lists its product as uncharacterized. The transcript has 2 exons. Lineage: Eukaryota; Viridiplantae; Streptophyta; Magnoliopsida; Malvales; Malvaceae. The coding region runs from base 1 to 756 and encodes 251 amino acids. The record is from RefSeq and is a predicted model, not a curated record.